Juglans regia (Persian walnut) is the source of this 610-nucleotide messenger RNA. RefSeq lists its product as uncharacterized. The record is from RefSeq and is a predicted model, not a curated record. Lineage: Eukaryota; Viridiplantae; Streptophyta; Magnoliopsida; Fagales; Juglandaceae. The transcript has 2 exons. The coding region runs from base 47 to 475 and encodes 142 amino acids.
CUCUCUCUCUCUCUCUCUUUCUCUCUCUGCUGUGUGCGCUAGCAAUAUGGCUUCCAUUGAAGAAAAACCAUUGAAGGUGCAUGAAGACCAAGGAGAUCAAGAUCAUAUGGACGAGCACGAAGAAGCCGUUUCGAGUGGUGGGUGUUGUUGCCUUGGGCUUAUGGGCUUCAGAUGGGGACAAAGCAAUGAAAGGGAGAGCAAACAUCUGCUGGGAGAACGCAGGGAAACAUGGUGGAUGAAGCAACUGAUUAAGGUUAAGCAGGGUACAGAAGUAGUGGCAGGGCCCAAGUGGAAGACUUUCUUAAGAAAGAUCAGCGCAUUUGGUAAUAACAAGAACAAGAAGAAGCACGGCACAGCUGGGUUCCAGUAUGAUCCUCAGGCUUAUGCCCUCAACUUUGAUAAUGGUUUUGAUGGGGAUCAAGAAGAUGGCUUUGUUCUUGAUUUCAGGUCCAGAUUUGCUGCUACUCCUACAUGAAAAGUGGCAUAGUGGAUCGUGAAAAAGUCGUUGAUGAUGUUGAUAACUUUUGUUGUAUCAUGUAGAAAGUUGCAUUCAUUUUGUACCAUUUUUAAUUACCUCCUUAUUCAUUGGUUAUUACAUUCUAUUCAUUCA